GAUUCGUACCAGAUCUUUAAAAUUAUGUAAAACCAGACUUGUCCCUGAGCUAGCUAGAGGGCUUGUCAUAAUGUCUGAAGACAGUGACUUCCCAGGUCUGAAUAAGAAACACGGCUUCUUCAAAGUCAUUGAACGUAACCAAAAGGAUAGAGAUGAUUAUCAUCACAAGCAGGAGCCCAUCAAACAGGCUCGAAGUGGGGCAGUAAAGAGUGAGAGGAGGCCUCAGCGACGACCCCCUGCAGAGCUGUACCGACCCCCCAUACAAAAGGGGGAGGGGCUGUACUGCAUCGAGAUAGAGGUGGUCCCAGGGAAAUGGCACCAGGAGGUCAUUGAGGAGACUGGGCGUGGGCGGGAGGUAUCAAGGUCUAUCUCACGACAGUACAGACUGGACACUGUCAAGCAGCAAGCUAUUAGUGAACUGAUCUCGGAAUUUGAAUCGAGUCUUGAACUGUGACAAUUGAACUAUAUAUCUAUGUCAGCCUAUGCUAAUAAUUAUGUUAGCCAAAUAUCACUUUCGAAUCACUUGAUUAUCAUCAUUAUUUGAAUAUUUAUGAAUUUCAAAUUUUAAAACUGUUUUACAUGUACAA
Molecule: messenger RNA, 587 nt
Organism: Halichondria panicea
Lineage: Eukaryota; Metazoa; Porifera; Demospongiae; Suberitida; Halichondriidae
Product: UPF0561 protein C2orf68 homolog
Exons: 3
Coding region: 71-454 (127 amino acids)
Source: RefSeq, a predicted model, not a curated record